This is a messenger RNA of Arvicanthis niloticus (Nile rat), 1057 nucleotides long. The record is from RefSeq and is a predicted model, not a curated record. NCBI's taxonomy places the organism in Eukaryota, Metazoa, Chordata, Mammalia, Rodentia, Muridae.
GCCCCGGCAAGAUGGCGGCCCCCAUGGAGCUCAGCUGCUGGGGAGGAGGCUGGGGGCUCCCUUCAGUCCACAGCGAGUCCCUGGUGGUGCUGGCUUAUGCCAAAUUUUCUGGCGCGCCCUUGAAAGUCAAUAUUAUAGAUAACACCUGGAGAGGCUCAAGAGGUGAUGUCCCAGUUUUGACAACGGAAGGCAGUAUUGUUUCUAAGCCUGCAAAAAUUCUAAACUUUUUAAGAAAACAGAAAUAUAAUGCUGAUUGUGAGCUCUCAGCAAAACAAGGGGCAGAUACGCUGGCUUACCUUGCUCUCCUGGAAGAGAAGCUUCUCCCUGCCGUGCUUCACACCUUCUGGGUUGAGAAUGAGAAUUACUUGACCGUGACAAAGCCGUGGUUUGCCUCUCGCAUCCCUUUUCCUCUCAAUCUAAUCCUGCCGGGAAGGAUGUCUAGAGGGGCCCUGAACAGGAUCCUCCUGACAAGGGGAGAGCCUCCCCUCUACCACGUCCAAGAAGUGGAGGCACAGAUAUACAGAGAUGCCAAGGAGUGCCUAAAUCUCCUAUCAAACAGAUUGGGAACAUCUCAGUUUUUCUUUGGUGACACGCCUUCUACCUUGGACGCCUAUGUGUUCGGUUUCCUUGCGCCUCUUUAUAAAGUGCGUUUUCCCAGAGUUCACUUACAAAAGCAUCUGAAACAGCUCUCCAACCUGUGCCGCCUCUGUGAUGACAUCCUGGACAGCUACUUUAGGUACGGCCCUGGAGGCAUCUCUCCGGCUGGACAAGAAGCGGUAGAUGCAAACCUGCAGAAACUCACCCAGCUUGUGAAUAAGGAGGCCAACUUAAUUGAGAAGAUGGAUGGCAACCUUCGCCAAAGCCCUCAGCUUCUUCCUCGGAAGCUGCCAACCCUCAAACUGACUCCAGCAGAAGAAGAGAGUGAUUCCUUGCAGCUGCUGUCACCCUGAUAGUCGCAGCCAGCUGUAGCCAGUCUUAUGAUUGUUGCAGUAAUUGCUGAUGCCAAGUGUACGGAGACCCAAAGAACGCUGUGUUGGGUUUAAGACUAAAGCAGAGG